Prorocentrum cordatum is the source of this 750-nucleotide messenger RNA. The record is from the annotation of a GenBank genome assembly. Lineage: Eukaryota; Dinophyceae; Prorocentrales; Prorocentraceae.
AGCCUUUUGGAGCUCGAGGGAUUGGGUUGGGGACGGCAGAUGGGAUUUCUGGCUCCAGCCCCUCCAAAUCUUUGCCCGCUACCUCCUCCACACCUUCGCCCCGGCUAUUCGGCGCAUCGGGGUGGUUAUGAAGCCUCCAGCCCUCGUCGUGGAGUGGAUGAUGUCGAGCACUGGUCACUCUUCCACCGUCGCAUUGAGUUCCGCAACCUGCUGCCCUGCACGGACGCGGUCUUAUCUCGUGGGCUCGUGCUGUUCCGCCGACGACCUGCUGGCGGACCGCAAGGUGCCCUUCAGCCAGCUGGUCUCCCUCGUGAGACGCUUCUCCGAGACGGCCAACGGCGCGCUGGACAGCGAGGAGCCCUGCCUCCCGGGUGUCCCCGGGCGUCUCGCGCGCGUCCCUGAUCCGCGAGCGUGCCGGGGACGUCUUCUCGGCCUACGACGUGGACCAGAAGAGCAAGCUGGGGCGGGGCUCCUUCGGGACCGUGUCGCGGGCGAAGGACAGGGCGACCGGCAGGGUCUGCGCCGUGAAGACCAUGGCGCGGCCCGAGAAGGGCGACGUGGACCGGACCAGGGUGGAGGUGGCGCUGACGAAGGAGGUUGAUCACCCGAACAUUGUGAAGCUGUACGAGACUUUCGAGGAUCACCGCAAUCUUUACCUCGUCCUGGAGAUCUGCGAAGGUGGCGAACUCUUCGAUAAGGCUGGCGGCGCCCGGGAGUCUUCUCUCUUGAUCGUCGAGACGGGGCACCUCA